Daphnia carinata is the source of this 988-nucleotide messenger RNA. Its product is annotated as alpha-(1,3)-fucosyltransferase C-like. The transcript is spliced from 2 exons. Gene Ontology annotation, cellular component: membrane. Bases 92 to 988 code for a protein of 298 amino acids. The record is from RefSeq and is a predicted model, not a curated record. Gene Ontology annotation, molecular function: alpha-(1->3)-fucosyltransferase activity. NCBI's taxonomy places the organism in Eukaryota, Metazoa, Arthropoda, Branchiopoda, Diplostraca, Daphniidae.
CUUCUGGCUUCGGGUUUGGUUACGAACCAUUCGUCCAACAUAGAUGUGAAGUCUCUGAUUGUAUCUUGUUUGAUAACGCAACAUUGUCCGCAUGGCAGCCUCUCGAAAGCUACGACGCCAUUAUUGUGCACAUGCACGAAUUGAGUCGCCUACUACCAUGCCUAUCGACGUCUACGUCCUGGGAAAUAUUUUCAAUUGGACUAUGACUUACAGACUUAAUUCAGACGUAAAAUUGCUCUACGGACGCAUUGAAGCUGGACCAACAGCUCCAAAGACAACUGAAGAAACAUUCAAGAUGAUUGAGCGAAUGCGGCUACCUUUGGCCAAAAACUACGUCGCCAAUAAAACCAGAUUAGUGGCUUGGAUGUCAUCGCAUUGUGAUACACACGGUUUGAGAGAAACCUACGUCCGGCAACUGCAGAAAUUUAUUCCAGUUGACGUCUAUGGCGGAUGCGGCAAUUUUACUUGCCCACGAAACGAUAAUCACUGGCUAUCUUAUCCGGAGUGCUACACCAUGCUCGAAGAGAAAUAUAAAUUCUAUUUAUCAUUCGAAAAUUCCAUAUGCACUGAUUAUGCCACGGAAAAGUUUUUCGAGAUUAUAAAACGUAACAUUGUACCAAUUGUAUACGGAGGAGCUAAUUAUAGUCACAUCGCACCUCAUCAUUCAGUCAUCAACGCACUCGAUUUCACACCGGAGAAACUGGCUGAAUUCUUGAAAAUAGUUGAUGCUAAUGACACCAUUUAUAACGAAUACUUUUGGUGGAAAGGUCAUUAUCAAGUGGAAGCUGGCAUCGAUCAAAUGACUGGCCAUGCGUUCUGCGAUUUGUGCAAAAAACUUCAUGUGGAGCAUGACGUAACGAAGUACUAUCCACAAGUCGAAACAGAGUGGCACGCUGAAAAGCAUUGCAAGCAAGUUGUUUCGUGGGAGACGAAUCAAUCAUCAGCCAUCUUGUCAACAACACAACAUUCAUCAACAAUUGGAUACUGA